Molecule: messenger RNA, 363 nt
Organism: Protopolystoma xenopodis
Lineage: Eukaryota; Metazoa; Platyhelminthes; Monogenea; Polystomatidea; Polystomatidae
Source: the annotation of a GenBank genome assembly
AUGUACCCAAGAAAUCGCCUCCUCGGGGUAGACUCCGAGACUGAAGGGGCCAGCACCAGUGUUGCUGAGGCGACCGGAGGCCUGGCUGCUGCAACGACGACUGGCACUCGAGGCGAGGAACUAGUGGCCGGAAGUGAUGAGGUCUUUGAUGAUCUGAAGGCGACAUCGCCCACUGGUCAACUCUCGAGGUCGACUGCAAUCAACAAUGUCUCUUCCACGGUUGGACCUGGGAUUGAGCCCAGCAGAGAGACCAGUGCGAACACAAGCACAACGCCGCGGAUUAUUGAACUGGAUACCGAAGUGAGUUGGAUACUUCAUUUCUUCUGUUUACAAAAAAUAGCCUUUAAUACUAAUACACAAUAA